Olea europaea var. sylvestris is the source of this 1356-nucleotide messenger RNA. Its product is annotated as probable membrane-associated kinase regulator 4. NCBI's taxonomy places the organism in Eukaryota, Viridiplantae, Streptophyta, Magnoliopsida, Lamiales, Oleaceae. Gene Ontology annotation, molecular function: kinase inhibitor activity. The coding region runs from base 126 to 1097 and encodes 323 amino acids. The record is from RefSeq and is a predicted model, not a curated record. The transcript has 2 exons. Gene Ontology annotation, cellular component: plasma membrane.
UCCUGAUCUUCUGUUUACACAUUUCUCAUUCCCAUGUUUUUAAAUGAUGCUCUUCCCCUCCAUUUCCUCCUCAAACCUCACCCUCCACUACGUGUUUCUUUGUGUAUAAAUUCUCUAGAGAGAAUAUGGAUGCAAAUGAAAGCUAUAUUGACAUGGAAGUUGGUUCAUUAGCCACCAUUUUUUCACCUUCACACCGUAGAGAAUUUGAGUUCCAAAGCUUUUCGUGCUCCUCCGGCCGAGAUACCACCACUUCUCCAGCGGACGAGCUCUUUUAUAAAGGAAAACUCCUCCCCCUCCACCUCCCGCCUCGUCUCCAAAUGGUGGAGAAAAUUCUAGAGAAUAGUCAUUCCUCCACCACUUUUGAUCCAUUACAAGAAUCUUUAUUCAGCACUCCAUUAUUCACUCCUGCAUCCAAUACUCCGUUUGCAUCGUGCAAUAUUUCUCCCACUGAUUCUUGCCAAGUUAGCCGAGAGCUGAACCCGGAACUGUAUUUUCUUGAGUACUCGGCGGAUCAAUCGAGCACUUAUGUUUUCGAGGAAGAACCGGCCAGUUCAAACACGAACAAAUCUUGGACAAAACCUCUAAAACUUAUAAAGCAAUCCACACUUGGAUCCAAACUCAAAGCUUCCCGGGCUUACCUCAAAUCUUUGUUCACCAAAUCUAGUUGCUCAGUUGAGUCCUCAAGAAAUAUUGUUUAUGAAGGAUCAAUUUCAAAUGCCAAAGAAUGUGCACUUCAACAUUCCAGGACCUCUAAAAAUGUCCCAUUUGGGCAAAUUCAAACAAAAUGUCACAGAAGGUCAUUUUCGGGAGCCAUAAAGAGAGUAUCAAAGGCUAAAUCUUCAUCAUCUAAUUCUUCAAAUUCGGGUUCAAGUUCAACAGAUUCCAAUGGAUUUCAGGAGAUGAAGAUUUUGAAGGGAAAUAUAAGUGGAAAAUCAGAACUGGAGAAUUCAAUUCAGGCAGCCAUUGCACAUUGUAAAAGGUCUCAUCAGCAAGAAAUAUGUUCAAGAAAGACUGUUAGUGAUCUUGGGUUUUGUUCAAUGUCUGCUUCAAAAGUGAUCUAUGAUGAUCAAGAAAGACCAGAGCUUUGCAGGGGUUGAUGAAGUCGACGAUCAUUUAUUUGGUAGGGAGGAUUAAAUGACAGUGGAUAGUACAUGCAGUCACUACUGAGUACCAAACAUGCACGGAGUUUAUUUUGCACUCUUUUUUGCCAAAUGUGUAAUGAGCAUAGUAAAAACUCCGGAAUAAUUGUGCUGAAAAUGUGUGAAAAUUACGAGUUAAAGAGAAAUAUUAGGAAGUACCAUGUUCAUGUAGUUGAUUUCAAUUUAUUUAAAUUAAGAACUAGGUUGUUUGUUGAUA